AUAAAAUCCCAUACAUCGACGCGGGACCUGCGUCGGUUUGUGACGCGUUACUUUGCGAUUAUGCUAAAGUAGUCCACUUCAAAUCCACACAACUGUGAAGUAACCCGCUGACAACCAGUCGCCUCCUCUACAGCUCCAGCCAAAGCCAACACCUGCCAUUAGCGAAUCCCCUCGACGAAACCAUGGAGCACGUUGACCAGACCGAGAAGGCCUACCAGAAGCAGCAGGGCGUGUUCCUUGCCAGCAAGAAGUUCGCCGGCAAGAAGAAGGGCCCCCGCUUCUACAAGGAGGUGGGUCUUGGCUUCAAGACCCCCAAGAGCGCCAUCGAGGGCCAGUACGUGGACAAGAAGUGCCCGUUCACCGGCAACAUCUCGAUCCGUGGCCGUAUCCUCAAGGGUGUCGUCCUCUCGACCAAGAUGAAGCGCACGAUCAUCGUGCGUCGUGACUACCUGCACUUCGUCAAGAAGUACAAGCGUUUCGAGAAGCGUCACAAGAACGUGGCUGCCCACCUGUCGCCUGCCUUCCGUGUGAAGGAGGGUGACGUCGUCACCAUCGGCCAGUGCCGCCCGCUCGCCAAGACGGUGCGCUUCAACGUGCUGGAGGUCGAGCCCGCCUCGGAGACCAAGCCCAUCAACGUGCGCAAGCAGUUCCGCCAGUUCUAAGGCUAGCAGAGCAGAAACUGGUUGAGUGUUGGGCGGUAGCUUUAGUAUGAGCUACGCAACUGUUAAUCCGAUGCUAAUCAGGGGAUUUCAAACACUA
Molecule: messenger RNA, 759 nt
Organism: Phytophthora nicotianae INRA-310
Lineage: Eukaryota; Oomycota; Peronosporomycetes; Peronosporales; Peronosporaceae
Product: archaeal ribosomal protein S17P
Exons: 2
Coding region: 183-662 (159 amino acids)
Biological process (GO): translation
Cellular component (GO): ribosome; cytosolic small ribosomal subunit
Molecular function (GO): structural constituent of ribosome
Source: RefSeq, a predicted model, not a curated record